CGACUCUUCCUUUGACUGUGGGAGCAAACGCACUCUUCGAAAUGGCUCUUAGAGUUACCAGAAACCGCUUGGCUUCUACCAGGACUGAGCUCGCCGGAAAGGCCUGCUCGGUGGCUGGGCCCACACAGAAGCCUCGGGCGGCGCUUGGAGAAAUUGGAAACAUCGCAGCUAACAAAGAAGUACAGAAAAAGAAUGUCAAGACAGAAGCUACCAAGAAGACCAAAGUCACCACUAAAGUUGAAAAGGUCGAACAGCCGAAACCCGCCGUGGUUCCUGUUAAGCCUGAGCCCGAGGUGGUGCCUGAGGUUCUGCCUGAACCUGCAUCCCCGACUCCGAUGGAGACUUCUGGCUGUGAGCCUGCUGAGCUCUGUCAGGCGUUUUCAGACGUCAUGCUUCACACCGCUGUCAGGGACGUAGAUGCAGACGAUUAUGAGAACCCCAUGCUCUGCAGCGACUACGUGAAGGACAUCUACAAGUAUCUGCGCCAGCUUGAGAUCGAUCAGAACGUCAGACCCAGUUAUCUGAAGGGUCAGGAGGUGACUGGGAACAUGCGAGCCAUCCUCAUCGACUGGCUGGUGCAGGUGAACCUCAAGUUCCGUCUGCUGCAGGAGACCAUGUACAUGACUGUGGGACUCAUUGAUCGCUUUCUUCAGGACCACCCAGUCCCCAAGAAGCAGCUGCAGCUGGUUGGCGUCACGGCCAUGUUCCUCGCCUCCAAAUACGAGGAGAUGUAUCCCCCAGAGAUCUCAGACUUUGCCUACGUGACUGACCGGGCCUACACCACGGCCCAAAUCAGAGACAUGGAGAUGACAAUUCUGCGGGUGCUGAAGUUCAAACUGGGCCGCCCUCUUCCUCUGCAGUUCCUCAGAAGGGCUUCGAAGAUUUAUGAGGUUACUGCUGAGCAACACACCCUGGCAAAGUACCUCCUGGAGCUCACCAUGGUCGACUAUGAGAUGGCUCAUCUCCCUCCCUCCAUUGUGGCGAGUGCUGCUUUGGCGCUUACGCUCAAAGUUUUGGAUGCUGGCGAAUGGGAUGCCACACUGCAGCACUACAUGGACUACACGGCAGAGAGUUUGAUUCCUGUUAUGGCGCACAUUGCCAAGAAUGUCGUCAGAGUGAACGAAGGUCUGACCAAGCACAUGGCCAUCAAAGGCAAAUACUCCACCUCAAAGCAGAUGAGGAUCGCCACCAUCUCGCAGCUCAAGUCUUCAGUGGUUAAGGAUCUUGCAAAGCAGCUCACUCAGUGAGGUCACGAUUGACUUUGGCACCAUGUGCUGAUUUUUGUACAGAUGUAACUUAAGCUUUUAACGACUGAACAAUCUGUGAACCAAGGACCAUGUCAGUGAUUUGAGUGUUUAACCAACUGAAAUUGUGUAUUUUUAGGGACUUUUUUUAAUGUAAGCCAUAAGAUUAAAUCUGUCUUCCACAUGAAGGCUUGGCCACAAAAUGGCAGUUCAGUCUAAUCAGGUUGUAAACUUCUGUCCUUAACCUUGAGUUUAACUUGGAUGCAUUUACUUGGGAGAUUCAGUCAGCUAUCACUGAUUAUUGUAAUAACACAAGCCUGGUUUUUAAGCUGUUAUCUGGAAAUGCAGCUAGUUUUCUUCUUUGUUUACAACAGUUGAUGCACUAUUUGUUAGCUGACUGAAGUUGUGACACAUUAGCCUUGAACACCAUUUAAAUAUACCAGCUGAUUGUUGCCACACUGUAACUUGACUUAAGCCACGUUAAGUGCAUUUUUAAGUCAUCUUAUCACUUUACCAGCUGCCAGAAGUGGAAGAUCUGAAACUUGUGGCAUGAUUUCAAAAUGGUCGCUCAUGUAAAAGGUUCUGUAGACGGAUGACACACUUCAGCCUUUUUUUUUCUUUUAAGGGAUUCUUUUCUUGUGUGUGGAAGUGAAUAUGUACAGCAAUACUUUUAAAUGACUUUAAUGUUCUUAAAUGUCUUGUUCUUAAAGCAUCUAUUAAAUGGUUUUCACCAGAG
Stegastes partitus (bicolor damselfish) is the source of this 1980-nucleotide messenger RNA. RefSeq names its product cyclin B1 (gene ccnb1). Gene Ontology annotation, biological process: mitotic cell cycle phase transition. The transcript has 9 exons. Gene Ontology annotation, molecular function: cyclin-dependent protein serine/threonine kinase regulator activity. Bases 42 to 1247 code for a protein of 401 amino acids. Lineage: Eukaryota; Metazoa; Chordata; Actinopteri; Pomacentridae. The record is from RefSeq and is a predicted model, not a curated record.